AUGAGACCUCUACAGGGCUGCAGAAGACAAGGCAUCAUACUGGGGAUUGUGACCCUCUGCCUGGCUGCUGGGUGGGGUCUACAGACCCAAGGAGGAGUAUCUUUACUAGUCCCGCAACCCAACAUAAACGCCACCGUGGCACAAAAUAUUCUCCUCUCUGUUGAAUAUUCUUGCAAAGGCAUAGUCUCCAUUGAGUGGAAGCAUGUGUCGAGUUGGGGCACCAACAAAAUUGUGGAGUGGAAACCGGGGAGUUAUACUAACAUAUCCAAAAGUUACAAGGACCGAGUGAAUACUUAUGAAAAUGGCUCUAUACAGCUUCUGAAUGUAGGUGUGAGAGAUGCUGGCUAUUAUGUUGUCACCAUAACAGAAGAGUUGGGAACCAACAUCUACGGCACCAUCGUAUUAAGUGUCUAUGAGAUUAUCUAUGAAGAUUUACAUUUUGUAGCUGUCUUCUUUGCAUUUCUCACUGCUGUGUCGGCAGUUUUAGUCUGCUGCAUGUGGUUCUGUAAUAAAUCUGUGCAUCUAUUCCAGAAUAAGAGAGACAAGCUUAAAGCAAGAACAGGUGAAGAGAUUGAACUGCAAACCAUUGAGUGUUAGCCAAGAACAUUUCAUAACAAAUAAUAUUUCUACCUCAAGAAAAAAUAAUGGUAAAGGAAAGGUGGGGAACCCACAAAAGGUAAAGUUUUUAUACAAUCUUUUUUUAACAUGACUGAUAUAGAAACUUUCUGACUUGCAAAUAAGACGAACAUCAAUUGGAGAUGGAAUCAGAGCUGUAUGUAUGGAGCCUCUUGCAACUGUGAAGAUUUCAGUUCUACCAUUUACACUGGACAAGGUCAAAGUGGACAGAAUGCUUACUUUGUUG
Dermochelys coriacea (leatherback sea turtle) is the source of this 862-nucleotide messenger RNA. RefSeq names its product V-set and transmembrane domain containing 5 (gene VSTM5). Gene Ontology annotation, biological process: filopodium assembly; positive regulation of excitatory synapse assembly. The record is from RefSeq and is a predicted model, not a curated record. Gene Ontology annotation, cellular component: axon; plasma membrane; dendrite. NCBI's taxonomy places the organism in Eukaryota, Metazoa, Chordata, Testudines, Dermochelyidae. The coding region runs from base 1 to 597 and encodes 198 amino acids. The transcript is spliced from 4 exons.